Messenger RNA from Cuscuta campestris, 2279 nucleotides. The record is from the annotation of a GenBank genome assembly. Lineage: Eukaryota; Viridiplantae; Streptophyta; Magnoliopsida; Solanales; Convolvulaceae.
GCAAGUAAAGUUGGGUUUAGGGAGUGAUUGAAAACCAAAAAAGCAAUUUGGGAGUUUUCUGUUUUCCGCAGAAACGAUAAAGUCCUAUGCGUAGGGGAAGAAAAAGCAUGAACACACCCCGAUUUCACGCGUUUCCAACGGAGUAAUGAUUGAUUAAACUCAUAUAAAUAAACUCGGCCGCAUUUGAAUCGCCAUAUCUCCAAUCUUCGCCCCGCGAUGGACCAGAAUCUGGCUGCACUGAUAGCUGUUUCCCUGAUCGCCUCCUCCCUUGCGGCGGCCGAGUACGUCAGACCUCCACCGCGCAAAACUUUGAGUUUUCCUUGGGAUCCAAACACUUCUUCUCAACCUCAGCAGGUUCACAUAUCCUUGGCUGGAGAUAAACAAAUACGAGUAUCAUGGAUCACCAGUUAUGAAUCCUCUCCUUUUGUCGAAUAUGGCACAUCACCCGGAAAUUACACCUUCAAUGCUAAUGGAGAAAGCACAAAAUAUAAAUAUGUCUUUUACACCUCAGGGUUAAUUCACCACACAGUGAUUGGACCACUGGAGGAUGACACUGUGUAUUAUUACAGAUGUGGAGGAAGAGAUCCUGAGUUUCAGCUCAAAACUUUGCCUUCCAAGUUCCCACUUACUUUUGCAGUGGCAGGCGAUUUGGGGCAGACAGAAUGGACUAAGUCGACUUUAGACCACAUAGCACAAUGCAAACAUGAUGUUCUUUUGUUACCUGGAGACCUGUCCUAUGCCAAUCGCAUUCAAAGGCGAUGGGACACCUUUGGUAAUCUGGUGCAGCCUCUUGCAAGUGCAAGGCCAUGGAUGGUCACACAAGGGAACCAUGAUAAGGAGGAACUCGUCCCCCUAGUUAACGAAGGGUUUGAGUCUUAUAACUCGAGGUGGAAGAUGCCUUUUAUAGAGAGUGGUUCCUCUUCAAAUCUGUAUUAUUCAUUUGAUGUGGCUGGGGUUCACGUUGUCAUGCUCGGCUCUUAUACAGAUUAUGCCGAGAACUCCCCUCAGUAUAGCUGGCUUAAGGCUGAUCUUCUCAAACUCAAAUCUCAUCGCAAAGAGACGCCCUGGUUAGUCGUGCUAUUCCACGUGCCGUGGUAUAACAGUAAUGAGGCCCAUCAAAGGGAAGGAGAUGCCAUGAUGGAGGCGAUGGAGCCAUUGCUUUAUGAACAUGGGGCAGACAUUGUGUUUGCAGGCCAUGUUCAUGCUUACGAGCGCAGCGAACGAGUCUACAAUGGCAAACCCAAUCAAUGUGGUCCUGUCCAUAUAACAAUAGGUGAUGGAGGGAACAAAGAAGGUUUAGCAACAGAGUAUGAUGAACCCCAACCAGAGUGGUCUAUGUUCCGUGAAGCCAGCUUUGGACACGGAGCGCUCACAAUUGUUAAUUCAACUCAUGCCUAUUGGAGUUGGCAUCGUAAUGACGACGAUGAAGCUGUGAAGUCUGAUGAAGUGUGGAUAACCUCCUCAUUCAGUGCUUCGGCAUGCAAUCACUUGCCGUAGCUGUUAGCGCCUAUCAUGCCAUGAGUGAAUGAAGGAAACCAAAAUGCUUGGGGCAUGUACCACCCAUGCAUCCACCACACAUUUCCUUCUUAUCUAGAAUUUAAUUUUUGAGUUCUAGAUAAGAAAUGUGUGGUAGAUGCAUGGGUGGUGUAACUUGGUGUACCUUGGUGUAACUUGUGAAGGAAAUUCUAAUGUCUCCUUCACAAGUACUUGCAGGAUAUAUGUAUGAAAAAUGCUAGGGGUACACCAAAUGGUGUACUCCAAAUGUCCCCCACCCCCUCCUUGUCCACUAAAAAAGGCAAAAAAAUUCAAAAAAAAUAAGUAAAUAAAAAUCAAAUAAAAAUGUGUGGAGGAAAAGAGGGUGGUGUACAUUUGGGGUAUACCAAAUGGUGUACCCCUAGCAUUGCUCUAUAUGUAUAUAUAUUAAGGCACUCAUCUGUGCAUUGCUUUUUAAUGUUAUUGACUCUAAUACAAUGUAGAAUUUGUUCAUACAUUUCUUAAAUGACGCACGAAAAGUCAAUGUCUCUACCUUUGUUGGCGCUCGAACUUGGGAGAACUUUCCCAUAAAUUCUGAAGAAUGGGCUUCCUACUACUCAAGUCAAGGGAGAAGUUCGUCUUUGUACUCUAUGAUUGGGCAAGUUCAUGUAACAACCUGCUCCGUGUGAGGUUAAUUUCUGUAUAGGAUGAGUGUUGUAGCUGCUUUAUCAAAGGGUAACUAUAUAGAGAUUACCUAAACUGUUGUAAUAGGAAAGACUUUAGAAACAUCCUACGGGGGUGCAUUC